Rhea pennata is the source of this 936-nucleotide messenger RNA. RefSeq names its product olfactory receptor 14C36-like. Gene Ontology annotation, cellular component: membrane. The transcript has a single exon. NCBI's taxonomy places the organism in Eukaryota, Metazoa, Chordata, Aves, Rheiformes, Rheidae. Bases 1 to 936 code for a protein of 311 amino acids. Gene Ontology annotation, molecular function: odorant binding; G protein-coupled receptor activity; olfactory receptor activity. The record is from RefSeq and is a predicted model, not a curated record. Gene Ontology annotation, biological process: G protein-coupled receptor signaling pathway.
AUGUCCAACAGCAGCUUCCUCACUGAGUUCCUUCUCCUGACAUUCGCAGACAAACGGGAGCUGCAGCUAUUGCACUUCUCGCUGUUCCUGGGUGUCUGCCUGGCUGCCCUCCCGGGCAACGUGCUCAUCAUCACAGCCGUAGCCUGCGACCACCGCCUCCACACCCCCAUGUACUUCUUCCUUCUCAAUUUGUCCAUCCUGGACUUUGGUUCCAUCUCCACCACAGUCCCCAGAUCCAUGGCCAGUUCCCUGUGGAACACAAGGGCCAUUUCCUUCUCAGGAUGUGCUACCCAGGUCUUUCUAUUUCUUUUCUUCAUUUCUUCAGAAUAUCAUCUUCUCACUGUCAUGGCCUAUGACCGCUACAUUGCUAUCUGCAGACCCCUGCACUAUGGGACACUCAUGGGCAGCAGAACUUGUGUCAAAAUGGCAGCAGCUGCCUGGGGCAGUGGUUUUCUCAAUGCAGUGCUGCACACUGGAAACACAUUUUCAAUUCCACUCUGCCAAGGCAAUGUUGUGGAGCAGUUUUUCUGUGAAAUUCCCCAGCUCCUCAGGCUCUCCUGCUCUGACUCCUACUUCAGGAAAGCCGGGGUUACCGUGGUUAGCUUUUGUGUAGCUUGUGGGUGUUUCGUGUUCAUCGUGCUGUCCUACGUGCAGAUCUUCAGGGUCGUGCUGAGGAUCCCCUCUGAGCAGGGCUGGCACAAAGCCUUUUCCAUGUGCCUCCAGCACCUCACUGUGGUCUCCCUGUUUGUCAUCACUGCAGUGUUUGCCUACCUAAAGCCCCCAUGCAUCUCCUCCCCAGCUCUGGAGCUAGUGGUGGCUGUUCUGUACUCAUUGGUGCCUCCAACAGUGAACCCUGUCAUCUACAGCAUGAGGAACAAAGAGAUCAAAGAGGCACUGAUGAAAUUGGUUCAACGUAUAGUAUUUUACCAGUCAUAG